AUGGUUUUGUCUUUAUUUGUUCUUAUCGGUUGGUUUGUAUGUAUAUUUAUAUGUUAUUAUGUAAUUCGUCCUAUUUCAAAUAAAUUAAUUCGAUUUUUUUUAAUAUUUUUUUUAUGUAUAUUAUUAACUUAUAUAACUUGUAAAAAUCUUCCUCGUUUUUAUGUAUCUUCAUUAAUAAUUGUUGCAUUAUGUUGGUUAAUGUCAAUACGUUUAAUAUCUUUAAUAUUAUUUUCAAAAACAACAUUAUUAACUUAUCAAACAUUUUUAUUAAAAAUUCUUUGGAUUUAUUUACCAAUAUUACCUAAAAAUAAAGUAAAAAAUCAAUGGUCAAUUAUAUAUCAUAUUAUAUUAAUUAUAAUUAAAUUAUUAAUAAAUCAUUGGAUUUAUCGAUGGUUUAUUAAAUGUGGAAUGGAAGUUAGUUAUGAAAGAACAUUUUUGUUUUAUUUAUUUAUAAUGACAAUAUCAUAUAUAUUUGAUAUUGAAAUGAUUAUUAUUCGAAUUUUAACACGAGAUAAAUAUACAAUUGAAUCAUUUACAAAUUUUCCAAUAUUAAGUUUAUCAUUACGAGAAUUUUGGGGUCAAAGAUAUAAUCAUAUUGUUAAUACAAUUUUAAAAGAAUCAAUUUUUGAACCUAUUCGAUUAGAAUUUUCAUCAUCGACUAUUGCAGCAUUGAUAACAUUUAUUAUAAGUGGUCUACUUCAUGUUCAUGCAUGUUUUAUUGCUUUUGAUGAUAAAUCAAUACUUUUUCCAACUUUUAUAUUUUUCUUUUUACAUGGUAUUGCUUGUUCUAUUGAAACAUAUAUGAAAAUUAAACGUCCGGAACAUGCCGGUUGGAUACUAACACAUGCAUUUCUUCUUAUUACAUCACCAUUGAUGAUUCGACCAUUUAUAGAAAAAGGAUGUCCAUUUAUAAUGAUUAAUCCUCCACCAUUAAUCAAUAUUGAAUGGAUACCAAAAUUAUCUCUACCUAAAUUUUGUCCACAAUAA
Messenger RNA from Rotaria sp. Silwood1, 987 nucleotides. The record is from the annotation of a GenBank genome assembly. NCBI's taxonomy places the organism in Eukaryota, Metazoa, Rotifera, Eurotatoria, Philodinida, Philodinidae.